Messenger RNA from Microplitis mediator, 2796 nucleotides. RefSeq lists its product as uncharacterized. The transcript has a single exon. NCBI's taxonomy places the organism in Eukaryota, Metazoa, Arthropoda, Insecta, Hymenoptera, Braconidae. Gene Ontology annotation, biological process: DNA integration. Gene Ontology annotation, molecular function: nucleic acid binding. Bases 1 to 2796 code for a protein of 931 amino acids. The record is from RefSeq and is a predicted model, not a curated record.
AUGUAUCGACAGAUUUUGGUUCACGAAAAGGACCAAGGUCUGCAACAAAUACUCUGGUUUGAUAAGGAAGGAAACAUCAUCCCCUUCAAACUCACCACAGUUACUUAUGGGACGAAAUCAGCUCCAUUUCUUGCUGUUCGAGCCCUGCUCCAAUUGGUCGAAGAUGAAGGACAUAGAUUCCCACUCGCAAUCGAUCCACUCACAAAAGGACGGUAUGUCGACGACAUUUCCGGAGGCGCAGAUGAUCUCGAGUCACUGCAAGCAGUUGCGGAUGAUAUCGAGGGUCUGUGCAAGGCGGGCGGAUUCCCACUCGCCAAAUGGGCAAGCAAUCAUCGCAAACUACUUCAGCUCAAUCGUGCGGAAGCGAUUACAAAAUACAAAAUAGAGGAUCCAGAAGUCAGCACCAAAAUUCUUGGGAUGUACUGGUCUUCAAACAAGGAUCAAUUCUCGUUCAAACACUCGCCACCAUGCUCAACUCAACCGUGCACAAAACGUGCAAUUCUAUCAGAGAUUGCUCAGAUCUUUGAUCCACUGGGAUUCCUAUCACCACUCAUAAUUCAAGCCAAAAUGUUCAUGCAGGAACUUUGGCUUGUAAAACUCGGCUGGGACACUCCAUUGUCUGCAGAAUUACGACAGAAAUGGACUUCAUUCAAAACUCAACUCGAUAUGAUUCAUAUCAUCAAGAUUCCCAGAUGGAUCCACUCGUCCACGAGCUCGGCUCCAGAAAUCCAUGGAUUCUCCGAUGCCUCGCAAUUGGCGAUGGCUGCGGCAGUAUUUAUCAAGGUCCUACCAACAACUCGAACUCAGAGGGCAAAGGUUACGCUGCUUUGCUCUAAAACCAAGGUGGCACCGUUGAAACCCCUAACGAUUCCACGCUUGGAACUCACCGCGGCUCACAUGUUGGCAAAACUCGUCAAACACUGCCAGACUACACUCAACUACUCGCAUGUGCCAACAUAUCUUUGGACCGAUUCAUCAAUCACGCUCACGUGGAUACACUCGCACCCGUCUCGCUGGAAAGACUUUGUCAGGAAUAGGGUGUCAUUUAUUCAAGAACUAAUUCCAGAUGGCCACUGGAAGUUUGUCCCUGGCACUGACAAUCCAGCAGAUUGUGCAACUCGAGGCUUGACAACCAGUCAGCUUAAAACUCAUCAACUAUGGUGGUCUGGCCCAUUAUGGUUGCUCGAAGACUCGCCGUCCUGGCCAACCAGUCCUAUUCAUAAAGAUGCAGAUACUCACCUGGAAGAACGUCCAGUCAAAUCACUCUAUGUUUCGGCUCAACCACUCAACUCGUCUUGGACGCUAAUGGAACGUCCAAUCCCACUGUUGCGCAUGCUCACAGUUACAGCAAUUCGUGGGGGGGGGGUACGCGAUAUGAUCAAACGCAUACCACACUCGACUCUCGCUCGUCCACUCACAUCAACUGAAAUCAAUCUCGCACUCCAGUUCUGCAUCAAGGAAACUCAACGUACUCAUUUCAACUCUGAACUCCAACUACUCGCAAAACAGGCAUCAUGGCCAAAGGAUCACCCAUUUGCUCGGUUGGUGGCUUAUCAAGACACCGAUGGCAUCAUCCGAGUAGGGGGGAGAUUGGAAAAUGCUCCAGACUCAGAUCAACAGAAGCAUCCUGCAAUUUUACCUCGUGAUGCUGCUCUAACUCGACUCGUCAUCUCUGAUGCCCAUCAGCGUACCAUGCAUGGUGGUACUCAACUCACACUCGCUCAUACUCGACUCCGAUACUGGAUCAUUGGUGGACGUCAACCAGUACGUUCACACAUACUCAAUUGUCUCGUCUGUGCUCGUCAUCGAGGUGUUCGGGCUCAGCAAUUAAUGGGACAACUCCCAACUCAACGUGUCACCCCAGCGCCACCAUUUUCUCACACUGGAGUCGAUUACGCUGGUCCAGUAUCAAUCAAAUCAUGGAAAGGUCGAGGAUCCAGGAUAUACAAGGGCUGGAUCUGUGUGUUUGUCUGUCUGACCACAUCAGCAGUUCACGUCGACCUUGUCAGCGACUACUCAUCAUCAGGAUUUAUAGCAGCUCUCCGACGGUUUAUUCACCGUCGAGGGAUAUGUACAGCACUCUACAGCGACUGUGGAACGACAUUCCAAGGCGCGUACUCGGAACUCAAGCGGCUCUUCACUCAAGGCACUCAAGAAUCUCAUGCUCUACUCGAUUGGGCCACUGUGCAUCAAAUCACAUGGCAUUUCAAUCCUCCUGCUGCUCCCCAUAUGGGUGGUAAAUGGGAAGCCGCAGUGAAAUCAGUGAAACAUCACCUAACUCGCACACUCGGAGAAUCAGCCUUCACGUUUGAAGAACUUACGACUCUUCUAACGCAAGUGGAGGGGAUUUUGAACUCGAGACCAUUGGAGGCUCUAUCCGACGAUCCUCAGGAUCCUUCAUCGCUCACUCCAGGUCAUUUUCUCAUUGGGAGACCAAUAGUUGCAAUCCCUGAACCUUCACUCAUGGAUACAGAAGUAUCAAGACUCUCUCGCUGGCAGUUCAUUCAGCAACGUGUCCAGCAUUUUUGGAAUCACUGGUCUACCAGUUACAUUCAACGUCAUCUGGCUCGAACCAAGUGGCAUCAUGCUCGCAAUGACAUCAAACUCGGCUCACUAGUCCUUCUCACUGAUGAACGAACUCCACCAACUCGAUGGCCACUCGCGAAAGUGACUGCACUCCAUCCAGGGAAGGACAACCUCACUCGAGUGGUAACCAUUCAAACAGCCACUGGUACUCUCACUCGUCCAAUUGCCAAGCUCGCACUCUUACCACUUGCUCCAGAACCAGAUGCCUAA